CUCAAUAGAUCCCUCUUCCAAAAGCUAGAUCUUCCUAUCUUCAUUCAUUUUUCUCUUCAAUUUCAUGCAUUUGUAGUAAUAUUUUCGAGAAUUUCGCUAUUGAAAUCGAUUUUGUGUGUGGAUUUGAGGUUGAUAUUAGGCUAGGAUGUGGAAACCCACAAAUCACACAAAUACCUGCCGCGUACCGUAAAUUCAGUUUCCAUAUCAGAUUUGUGGGGAUCAUCAUCAAGGAAGUGGAAUGGGGCUCACAUUCACCAAGCUCUUCAGUCGGCUUUUCGCCAAGAAGGAAAUGCGCAUUCUAAUGGUUGGUCUUGAUGCAGCUGGUAAGACCACCAUAUUGUACAAGUUGAAGCUGGGCGAGAUCGUGACUACUAUUCCUACCAUUGGUUUCAAUGUGGAGACUGUUGAGUACAAGAACAUCAGCUUCACUGUUUGGGAUGUGGGGGGUCAGGACAAGAUCCGUCCAUUGUGGAGGCACUACUUCCAGAACACUCAGGGUCUCAUUUUUGUGGUUGAUAGCAAUGAUAGAGACCGUGUUGUAGAAGCAAGAGAUGAAUUGCAUAGGAUGUUGAACGAGGAUGAACUUCGGGAUGCUGUGCUUCUAGUUUUUGCUAAUAAACAAGAUCUUCCUAAUGCAAUGAAUGCUGCCGAAAUAACUGAUAAGCUUGGACUGCACUCCCUCAGGCAGCGUCACUGGUACAUCCAGAGCACUUGUGCAACCUCUGGAGAGGGGCUUUAUGAGGGACUUGAUUGGCUUUCUAACAAUAUUGCUAACAAGGCUUAAAGUGAUGCACAGAUUUGUUAUUGUGGGUUGAUCCUGGAUGCAGGCGGGGUUUUAUCUAGUUAUUUUUUCUUCUCAUGUCAGUGUGGUUAUGAAUAUCUUGUUGAAAGCAUUUUGUGUUUCCUUAGGGCUUUUUGUAAUGGCUGUGUAAUACAAUGGUCGAAUAUAUGUAAUUGCUGUUUGAUUAGGUAUAUUGUCAUAAAUUUGUAAACAAAGACUAGCUUUCAUAUUUGUUAAUGGUUAAAGUCUUGCAGUCCCCUUUUCUUUUUGUU
Molecule: messenger RNA, 1053 nt
Organism: Solanum dulcamara
Lineage: Eukaryota; Viridiplantae; Streptophyta; Magnoliopsida; Solanales; Solanaceae
Product: ADP-ribosylation factor 2
Exons: 7
Coding region: 239-784 (181 amino acids)
Biological process (GO): vesicle-mediated transport; intracellular protein transport
Cellular component (GO): cytoplasm
Molecular function (GO): GTPase activity; GTP binding
Source: RefSeq, a predicted model, not a curated record